This is a messenger RNA of Paramecium sonneborni, 1457 nucleotides long. The record is from the annotation of a GenBank genome assembly. NCBI's taxonomy places the organism in Eukaryota, Ciliophora, Oligohymenophorea, Peniculida, Parameciidae.
AUUAAUGAAUUAUUUAUUCGGAGGAAAAGACUUAAAAUAACAAUAAGGGAGAAGUGAUUAACCUCCUGCAAUUAAUAUUCAUGUUGUUAUAAAUCUAUAAAAAGCAAAUUUAAAUUUAGAAUUAACUAUUGAUUCAGAAAUUCCAUUUGAUUUAUUUUUAACAGGAAUUAAAGAGUAAAUAUUUGCUCAAAGAAUGCAAGAUGAAGAUGAAGAAACUAUAGAAUGGCAAUUAGGAAAUGGAUCCAAUCUAUAAUAAAAUGAUUAAAGAUCAUUAAAAUAGUUAGGAUUUACAAAUAAUUGCACACUCUAUGGUACACUUAAGCUUAAAGGAAGUAGGGAGCCUACAAUAAAUAUUAUUUGUUCUUAUCAAUAAUUAAAAAUAAAAAUGAAGCUUCCAUUUGCUCCUUAUAUUCCAUUUGUGGAAUUUUUGAAUGAAAUAUUAUUAAAAUAAAUAUUUGAAAAUGAAACACCAAGAGAAUUUAAAAACAAUAUUGAAUGUAAAUUGGAAUAAAUAAAAAUUAUUAAGUUAAAUGAGACUAGUAGUUUAGAAAAUUUAGGAUUCUCAAAAAAUUGCACACUUUAUAUCAAUCUAAAUAAUAGAGAAUAUUAAAAACAAAGUAAUUUUUAUCAUAAAUGUAGUAUUAUAAUAAAAAAUGAUUUUGAAUGUAUUAGUAGAUUUAUAAUUUUAAAAAAUAGAAUUAAAUGUAUCAUAAUAUAAAAGUACUCCAAUAUCUUGUGUUUUUCAUGAUAUUUUAAUGGAAUUAUUUUCAAAGUUAUAAUUUAAAGUAACUCAACCAUUUGCAUUUUUUAUUAAUGAAAAAGAAAUUGAUCCUUAUGAUUGUAGAUUAUUAGAAGAUUUUGAAUAAAUAUAAAGUAUCAAUUUAGAAAUGAUUCCUUCAAAUAAAUAAUCUAAUCAAUUACUAAAUGAAAAAUAUUAAUUUGCACUAAAAAAUAAAAGUAAAUGGUAUAAAUUUAAAUUGGAAAAUAUUAUAAAGAUUUAGUGUAUUGAAAAUAAUGUAACAGUUCGAGCUUUUAUUAAUACCUCUUUAGAAGAUAUAACUAAAUAGAUCAUAAGUGAGUUAUAAAUAUCCAAAAUAUAUCAAGAUUAUUCUCUAAAAUAUUAUAUUAAUGGUGAAGAAUUUUAAGAAAUCACUUCUAUUUAUUCUAAAACUGAUAUUAAAGCUAUAAUCAAAUAUCAAAAAUAAUAAAAUGUUAAUAAUUCUUAAUUCAUAUUUUAAUACAUUGGAGAUUUUUAUUAAAAAAUGAUUAUUUGGGGUUAAAUAAAUUCUAAUAAUUUUUUAAUUGAAGAAUCAAUCGAAUUAAAUGAUUUACAUAAAGAACUUUUAGAUUAUGUUAAAUUUAAAAUGUUUGGCAUCAAAUAAGAAUAGUAUUCAUAAAAAAUUUUGGAACAAGAAAAUGGAUUCAUAAAGGUGAAUUAUAUUCAAAAAAAAUUAUGA